UACACUCAAUCCUUCAUACACUUGCCUAGAAUGUAUAAAUGAUACAACACCGAAAAAGUCACCAGCAGUCUGUUUCUGUUAUUUGUAUACAGUACAUCGUGUUUAAGUGCUUGCUAAUAAACCGUAGAAAAAUGGCCCUUCAGCUCGGAGAUCAAUUUCCUAACUUCACUGCGGAUACUACCGUUGGCAAAAUCGAUUUCCACCAGUGGGCUGGAGAUUCGUGGGUCAUUCUCUUCUCGCAUCCGGCUGAUUUUACCCCAGUUUGUACUACAGAACUAUCCGCAGUUGCCCGGCUGGUCCCAGAGUUUUCCAAACGAAAUGUGAAGCCGAUCGCGCUCUCAUGUGAUUCAGCAGAAUCACACCGCCAGUGGAUCGCCGAUAUCAAGGAUUAUGGCAAAUUGAACGAUUUCUGCUAUCCCAUCAUUGAUGACGCGAGUCGGGAGUUGGCUGUAAAACUCAACAUGCUGGACAAGGAUGAGAUAGGUGCCCAGGGAUUGCCGUUGACAUGCCGGGCGGUCUUCAUCAUCGAUAGCAACAAAAAACUGCGUCUUUCGUUGCUGUAUCCCGCCACCACAGGGCGUAAUUUUGCCGAAAUUCUUCGGGUGAUCGACUCGUUGCAGUUGACGGACAAGAAGAAGGUUGCAACGCCGGCCGACUGGAAGCAAGGCGAUUGGUGCAUGGUGCAACCCAGUGUGAAAGAAGAAGAACUGCCCGAAUUGUUUCCCAACGGUGUGACGAAGGUAGAGUUGCCGUCCGGCAAGGGAUACCUGCGGAAGGCGAACCCUUGAGUUUUGUGUUUGUUAAGAUUUUAUGCUUAUUGUGUCCUAUGCAUUUCCAUAUGAAUAGAUAGUUCGUGAAACAUAUCCAUUUGAAAAUAAAUCGAUUUAUUCGCAAUUAAUGGUAUCAAUCUAAUCUA
Messenger RNA from Aedes albopictus (Asian tiger mosquito), 916 nucleotides. RefSeq names its product peroxiredoxin-6 (gene Prx6a). Gene Ontology annotation, molecular function: peroxiredoxin activity. Gene Ontology annotation, biological process: cellular oxidant detoxification; cell redox homeostasis. The record is from RefSeq and is a predicted model, not a curated record. NCBI's taxonomy places the organism in Eukaryota, Metazoa, Arthropoda, Insecta, Diptera, Culicidae. The transcript has a single exon. The coding region runs from base 39 to 788 and encodes 249 amino acids. Gene Ontology annotation, cellular component: mitochondrion; cytosol.